GCGUCACAUACACGCACCUCACACGCACACACACUCUGACUGCAGCCUCUCGUCACCGUCACUUUGAGGAAAUGGAUUUAAGACCGACAGGAAGCUGCGGGAUCCCGCACGUCCCGCACCGCGCGUGAAAACAAAAAGCGCACGUUCACGCACGUUUUCAUCUUAAUCAUCAUCUACGUCACCAUCCGCGUGAGGUUUGGUUAUUUGGUUCUGCGUGUGGCGCGUGCUGCUGCUCCUGGAGGACCAGGCCACAGAGGCGCGUGUUAGCAGGAGGCAGCAGCGGGGAUCAAACCAGUGAGAGAGCGGGAGAGAAAGAGAGUCAUGAUCCGGUCCAGAGCAGCCAGGAGCCGGCUAACAAUAAGCACACUGCCGCUGCUCUUCUCCAGCCUCCAGCUGCUGCUGGUUCUCCUGCCGCUGUUGGUCUGCAGUCUUCACACAGUCCACGGUACUAAAACAGAAUGUGAGGCCAGUCAGUUUCAGUGUGGAAACGGUCGCUGCAUCCCAUCUGUCUGGAAAUGUGACGGAGAUGAGGACUGCACUGACGGCAGCGAUGAGGACUCCUGUGUGAAGAAGACGUGUGCAGAGAUGGACUUUGUGUGUCAGAACGGUCAGUGUGUCCCCAAGAGGUGGCACUGUGACGGUGAACCUGACUGUGAAGACAGCUCUGAUGAGAGUCAGGAAAUCUGCCACAUGAGGACAUGUCGUUUGAAUGAGUUUAGUUGUGGAGCUGGCUCCACCCAGUGUAUCCCCGUCUUCUGGAAAUGUGACGGAGAGAAGGACUGUGACAGUGGAGAAGAUGAGUUCAACUGUGGAAACAUCACCUGUGCGCCCAAUGAAUUCACCUGUGCCAGCGGUCGCUGCAUCUCCAGGAACUUUGUGUGUAACGGCGAGGACGACUGUGGCGACAGCUCUGAUGAGGUGGAGUGUUCUCUGUCCUCCUGUGCCCGCAGCGAGUUCCAGUGUGGAAACUCCUCCUGUAUCCCAGCCAACUGGGUGUGUGACGAUGACGUGGACUGUCAGGACCAGUCCGACGAAUCUCCGACCCGUUGCGGCCGUCACCCCACGCCACCCGCUAAAUGUUCAAGCAGUGAGAUGCAGUGUCGCACGGGGGAGUGCAUCCACAAGAAGUGGAGGUGUGACGGAGACCCCGACUGUAAGGACGGCAGCGACGAGGCCAACUGUCCCACACGUACCUGUGGACCGGAACAAUUCAAGUGUGAUGAUGGAAACUGUAUCCUGGGCAGCAGACAGUGCAACGGCAUCAGAGACUGUGUGGACGGAUCAGAUGAAGUCAACUGUAAAAACAUGAGUCAGUGUAAUGGACCAGAUAAGUUUAAGUGUCGCAGUGGUGAGUGUAUUGAGAUGAGUAAAGUCUGCAACAAAGCCAGAGACUGUCCUGACUGGAGCGACGAGCCCAUCAAGGAGUGCAGCAUGAAUGAGUGUCUGCUGAACAACGGCGGCUGCUCACACAUCUGCAGAGACACAAAGAUCGGCUUUGAGUGCGACUGCACCCCUGGACUUCAGCUCAUUGACCACAAGACCUGCGGAGACAUAAACGAGUGUCUGAACCCUGGAAUCUGCAGUCAGAUCUGCAUCAACCUGAAGGGUGGAUAUAAGUGCGAGUGUCACAACGGUUAUCAGAUGGACCCAACCUCCGGCGUCUGCAAAGCUGUUGGUAAAGAACCCUGUCUGAUCUUCACCAACCGCCGGGACAUCCGUCGCCUGGGUCUGGAGAGAAAGGAGUACACUCAGAUCGUGGAACAGCAGAGGAACACGGUGGCUCUGGAUGCAGACUUUAACCUGCAGAUGGUCUUCUGGGCCGAUCUGGGCCAAAAGGCCAUUAACAGCAUGGUUCUGGACAAGCGUGGAGAUAUCGGUGUCCACAGCAAAGUCACAGAAAAUGUCCAGACUCCAGUGGGAAUCGCCGUGGACUGGAUCUACAAGAACCUGUACUGGACCGACCUGGGGACCAAGACCAUCUCAGUGACCAACUUCAAUGGAACCAAACAGAAGGUUCUGUUUAACAGGGGUCUGAAAGAACCGGCCUCCAUCGCUGUGGAUCCACUGUCUGGCUUCCUGUACUGGUCUGACUGGGGAGAACCUGCCAAGAUUGAAAAAGCUGGUAUGAACGGAGUGGACCGACAAGUUCUGGUGGCAACAGACAUUCAGUGGCCGAAUGGAAUCACCCUGGAUCUCAUCAAAGGCAGGUUGUACUGGGUUGACUCCAAGCUGCACAUGCUCUGUAGUGUGGACCUGAAUGGAGACAACAGGAAGAAGGUGCUGCAGUCCUCAGAAUUCCUGGCUCACCCCUUCGCUCUGACUGUUUUUGAGGAUCGUGUCUUCUGGACAGAUGGGGAAAAUAAGGCUAUUUAUGGAGCAAACAAGUUCAGUGGAGCUGACGUGGUAACACUGGCCAGUAAACUCAACGAUCCCCAGGACAUUAUUGUUUAUCACGAGCUGAUCCAGCUCUCAGGAACAAACUGGUGCACAGAGAAAGGUGAGAACGGAGGCUGCAGCUACAUGUGUCUGCCUGCUCCACAGAUCAACAAACACUCGCCCAAGUACACCUGUGUAUGUCCAGAAGGUCAGGAGGUCGCCGCUGAUGGUCUACGCUGCAGACCUGACACUCCCACUACUGCAGCUCCCUCAAAGGAUGAUGGGAAAGCUCUAACGCAGCCUCCCUCAGAAGCCAAUGUCAGCACAUCAAUCCAGUUGAACUCCACAGCCAAAGGUUCUGCUGCUGCCUGGGCCAUCCUGCCUGUCUUGCUGUUGGCCAUGGCCGUGGUGGGAGGGUACCUGAUGUGGAAGAACUGGCAGCUGAAGAACCAGAAGAGCAUGAACUUCGACAAUCCCGUCUACCUGAAGACCACCGAGGAGGACCUCAACAUUGACAUCACCAGACACGGAGCCAACGUGGGCCACACCUACCCUGCUAUUUCCAUCGUCAGCACAGAAGAUGAUUUGUCCUGAUCCUGUGUAUUUUGUUUUUUUAACAACAGCCCUUAAAUAUUUGGACCACCUGCCUUCUGCUGAGCCACAUACUGGAGUGUGUGUGUGUGUGUGUGCGUGUGUGCGUGUGUGGGCGUGUGUAUCUGUAUUUGAGAUGGAUGAAAAACGUUUGAUAAAAAAACUCUCCCAUAAAUGAUGAGACUAUUUCACGUCCUCUGGCCAGAUGUUAUUUAUUUGUUUUUUGGGAUCUUUUUCUUCAAGGUCUUCCUGAUGAUUUUUCUGAAAUCAGGCCUUGAAGGU
Cynoglossus semilaevis (tongue sole) is the source of this 3249-nucleotide messenger RNA. It is a transcript of the gene vldlr, whose product is annotated as very low density lipoprotein receptor. Gene Ontology annotation, biological process: receptor-mediated endocytosis. The record is from RefSeq and is a predicted model, not a curated record. NCBI's taxonomy places the organism in Eukaryota, Metazoa, Chordata, Actinopteri, Pleuronectiformes, Cynoglossidae. The transcript has 22 exons. Gene Ontology annotation, molecular function: protein binding; calcium ion binding; hormone binding. Bases 322 to 2970 code for a protein of 882 amino acids. Gene Ontology annotation, cellular component: signaling receptor complex; plasma membrane; apical plasma membrane.